CCGGCGCCGCCGUCGCGACAUUACAGUUCCGACCGGAUCACGUACCGUACCAUCCGUGCUGGCAGCGUGCGUCCACGACGCAUACCUGUCGCCUGUCGGACUACCAUAAUACAAACAGACGUUAAAAAUAUCAUCGUUUCCUCAUUUGAAAUCAAAUCGUGAUUUGUAACGACUUUAUUCGGUACUCAAACACACAUUGCGCACGUACUGAUAGUACCGUAAUAUACCGACCAACGACCAUAGUAAUAACAAUAAUCGUUUGUCGCGAACUGAUUUCACAAUAUUUGCGCACAUAGAUUUUCGGCGAAAUAGUCGAGCGCGGACGGGCGCAUUUUUUCUGCGACCCGAGGGCCCGUACCGUUGCGUCCACUGCUGCAGCCGCGGGCCACAACAAACCCGUCGUCGUCCCCUGCGAUGGAGAUCACAGUGUCCGCGCCGAUCGACUUUAGCGUGUCGGUCAAGAGAACGCCACCGACGGCCAUCGUCAGGACGCCUUCAUCCGGGGCCGCCGCAGCCGCCGCCGUAGCUGCCGCCGCUGCCGCUGCAACCAGUUGUGGCGGCGGCACCUCGUCCGCCGCCACCGCACAGCAGUCCAAUGACGGCCGUCAUUCACCCGCCGCUUCGCCCGCACCGCCGUCAGGUCUUCUAAAGUUCGUUCAGCACGAUCACCAACAUCAUCAUCACCAUCACCACCACGCCACGGGUGCCGGCGUCAUAAAUGCCUCGGCCGUGAACGGGCACCACCACAGCAGCGCCGGCGGAAACAGCGCGUUCCGCUUGGUCACCCCGAAAGCCAAACAUAACGAUUGCAUAAAGUUCGGCAUCAGUCGCCUGGUGGAAAAGUUCAACGACAGCCGUUCGGCUUACGACACAUCGUACGCUGCGAACAACAACAACAACAUCACCAAAAGCCUCAAUGUACCGGAUAUCGAUAACCGUCGGGGACCUGGUGACGAUGACGACGACGAACGGGAAGUGAAGAGCGGCCGAUGCGCUAGGGAGUCAUCCCGGAAGAUAUGGUCACCGGUGAGGAGUUCGCCAUCGCCGUCCUCAUCGUCCGAACUAGACGUGGAGAGCCGGUUGGCGUCACCGGACAUCGACGUGACCAAAUGCGGUACCACCCCUCCUCCACCAGAGCAGCCCCCUCAGCCCAUCGUAUCUAUGGUGCAGGUGACUGCCCGCAAGCCGCCGGUAACCGCCAAGAACUCUGAGGCGUUCAGUGUCAGUGCGCUGCUCAAGCCAGACGCGCCCCGCACUAUUAGACAUCCGUUCAACCACCAUCACCACCACCAUAACCAGCAGCAACAACACCAUCAACAGCACCACCAACAGCACCACCAUCAGCAGCAGCAGUCGCCAGCUAUAACAGCCGUGGAUACCAUAUCGGUAACGAGAUCACUGCUGUACCCUGCCGUCCAGUUCCCGGACCUGAUCAAAGACACCCGGAAGGAAGUGCACCUGCACCCGUCCGCAGCCAACACUCUGCUGCAGAAACACUUUUCCGGUUUCAGCUUUCACCCGCACUUCUAUUCGGCCGCCAACAUGUUGAACCCGUCCAGCGGUUCACCUGAGCACGGCGGCAACGGCGGCUGCAGUGGCGGCAGUGGUGACCCUCACACCGAUAACAAUCACAACUUGCUCACCAGCUCGUUGUAUCUGAGUCUGGGCGCUGUCCAGGCAGCGGCCGCCGCUGCUUUUGUCCAUCCUCUGUCCUCAACGGGCAUGAGUUCACCGGCGGCCAAUCCGUUCCACUCGUCUGGCCAACAGCAGACUUCCGGCGGUGUGGUGGUGCCGCACCCGUCGGCCGAGGACAUGAUGAAGUUGCGUCAGCAGUUCGCGCCCGGCGCCAAUCAGCCGCUGGCCGCAGCGCCACCGACUGACCCCGGCGGCCACAUGCGACACCACCACAUGUUGAUGCGAGGCUCCGUCUUCGGCGACGUGUACUCGUGCAUCAAGUGUGACAAAAUGUUCCCGACGUCCCACGGUCUGGAGGUGCACUCCCGGAGGUCGCACAAUGGCAAGAGGCCGUUCUCGUGCGAGCUGUGCAACAAAUCGUUCGGUGCCGAGAUAAGCCUGAACCAACACCGAUGGCUCUGUUGUCGUCGAUCGGCGCAUAACGUAGAAAAACUGUUUGAAUGCAAACAGUGUGGUAAAACGUUCAAAAGAUCGUCCACUCUUUCUACGCACUUGCUGAUCCACUCAGACACCCGACCAUAUCCAUGUCAGUUUUGCGGAAAACGGUUUCAUCAGAAAUCCGACAUGAAGAAGCACACUUACAUUCACACAGGCGAAAAACCGCACAAAUGUCAGGUGUGCGGAAAAGCGUUCAGCCAGUCGUCGAAUCUAAUUACCCACAGCCGGAAGCAUACUGGGUACAAACCGUUUGCGUGUGACUUGUGCGGCCGUGCUUUCCAACGCAAAGUCGAUCUCCGUAGGCACAAGGAAACGCAGCACACUGAUUUCCGGUCCGGAAGUCUCACGUAAGCCGGACCACCCACUCCACCCCCCAUAUAAAAAAAAAAAUUUUAAAAAAAAAUGUCUAUAAUUAUUGCCGCGCAUACUACACUAUAUUAUAACUCGCACCUGUAUCCACUUUUACAUUACAUUGUUAUAAAUAUAUUAUAUAUAAAUAUAUUUAAUAUAUACUUAUAUAAUAGUAUAUCAUAUUAUAAUAAUAUACUACAUAAGUGUCUUAUCGUUUCUUCUGUUUCUUUUUUUUUUUAAAAAAACUACAUUGUUUGCGAAGUUUUUCCACCUUCAAUGAUCAGUGGUGAACCAUCAUAACUAUUAUUAUUAUUAUUAUUAUUAUUAUUAUUAUUAUUAUUGUCGUUAUAUUGUAUCGAUUGAAUAUAAAUCGCAGUCGCUGUGUGUUCAUAAAAUGUAUCAUAAUAUUGUAAAAUAUUGUACACACAACGACGCGAGACGUCAUGCAUGACAUGUAUUUCUUAAAUUCAAUUUUAUAUAAUUCAUAUUAUAAUACUUAAUAUACUGUAUUUGUAAUAUAUAAUAUAUAUGCAUAGAUCUUAUACUAAGUAUAACUGUGUAAGGUCAAUGAGUAUAAGUAUAGUUAUAUCAUAUAUCAUUAUGAAUGUGCUUCUUAUAAUAAUUAUUAUGUAUAUAUAUAUAUCAUAAUAUAAUAGCCGUGUUCUUGUUUUCAUACAAAUGUUUCUUUAUUAUUUA
This is a messenger RNA of Myzus persicae (green peach aphid), 3180 nucleotides long. Its product is annotated as zinc finger protein ZIC 5-like. NCBI's taxonomy places the organism in Eukaryota, Metazoa, Arthropoda, Insecta, Hemiptera, Aphididae. The record is from RefSeq and is a predicted model, not a curated record. Gene Ontology annotation, biological process: regulation of transcription by RNA polymerase II. The transcript has 5 exons. Gene Ontology annotation, molecular function: RNA polymerase II cis-regulatory region sequence-specific DNA binding; DNA-binding transcription factor activity, RNA polymerase II-specific. Bases 415 to 2484 code for a protein of 689 amino acids.